Vitrella brassicaformis is the source of this 3527-nucleotide messenger RNA. The record is from the annotation of a GenBank genome assembly. Lineage: Eukaryota; Vitrellaceae.
GACAGAUAACUGCACUCAUGUACGCCUGAAUGCAUGUCGUCUAGCUCAGCUGCUGGCAUCCAGCAGAUCAUCCCAAUCAUCUCCUUCACGCAGUCCGUCCCCCUCAUCCAUGAGCCUCGCGUCAUCCCUCGGUCGCCCCGCAAUGGAUACAUCCUUUGACACACGCGGCGGUGGGGGCACCCACGCACGACGCUGGUGCUCAUAUCGACUGACAAGCGGCACACACACACACACACACAAAGAUGUCUCGCCGGCCGUGGUCGUGUCGAUUUGCUGGUAAGUCGUUCCUACCCGGUGUCGUCGAAGUUGGCGGGCCGUCUCCUCGAUCUGCCUGCACCACCGGCAGCUCCAACAGCACCUGUACCGCCGGGGCUCCAGCUGAUGGUGCUUCCCCCAACGCUCGUCAGCCCGCUGGACAGGAAGUCUCCUUCGGGGAUGCCCUGUGCCUGUGCCGGCCUUCCGGGUCCAAGGGUAGCCGCGUCUACGGUGUCUGCCUCUUCUUCUGGGGGCAUGCCCAGUGAGCCGACAAGGCUCGUCGGCACCACCUGGGCUGUCCGCCCCCGUGCCCUCCCUUGACGAUGAUACGGUUGCCGGCGGCCGCGACUGUGGGACAUGAGAUGUGUGUGACCUGGCAGGCCUACUGCUGAAUAAAUGGUAUUGUGGGUGUGUGCUUACGAGGGGUAGAUGGGCGGCAGGGCCUGGCUGUCCGAGACAAGGGCGUCCUUGACGUAUCGCCCAUAGUCUGACCUCUCUGUCAGACGGACAGACAGGAAGGUGACACAAUAAACAAACAACACAAGCACGAUUGCUCGCUCACCUUUCUUUUUCCGUUGGUAUGUCGCAGGUCCUCUCUUCCUCUGUGGUCUCUCCCCCGGCGGCCGCCAGAGAUCCCCAAAAGUCUCCGGAAUUGGCUCGAGGGCCGUGUCUUGCCAAGCCAACCCAUCCUGUUGGGCGGUCGGCUUGCGUGAGAUCUUGCCCGACUCUGGCACAUGUGAAUGCACGAUCGGAGGAAUUGCUGCCCUGCGACAGACGGAAGGUCUGGUCUGUUGGCUCACUUGCGCGUUGAAUAGUGUCUGUGAUGCCAAACAGUGAGGCUGAAAGAAAGAAGGAGACAUUCACAUGGACACCGACAGUUGAUGAGUGUGCAGGCCUGUCUGUUGGCAUGCUGACCGUCAGCGGCGAUAUCCUUGAAAUGCUGGGCCACCCGCGACGAUCAAUGCAGAGAAGAAGUGCAUGACGCAACCAACGCACACAGGGAGGAAAGGAAGAUAUGGAGCCGCAUGGCACCCAUGGCAUGGAACACACGCCCUUUACCUGUCCCAAAGCCUCAAUCGUCUCGUCAACCUCGUGAAUGCUACACACACACACAGAGAUGCGCACACAUACAAAGGGGGAGAUACGACUGCUUUCGAGGCACAGAUGAUCCAUUGUCUCGCGUACCGUUGUUCCUCGGUCUCCAGUCUGAAUGAGAGGAUCCUCUGGUGCAGCUUCCGACAAGCGCGCAUCACUAUCUUGAGCCUGUGCAUUGCAGGGAUGGGCAUAUAGAGGCGGUCGAUCGCAGUGCAUCAUCUCGGUCGCAUGAAGUCGUUCACCUGGCCACCCUGAGAUUCUGCCUACGGUAAUGCUUGAUGCCGUGAAGCAUCACAGAACUGCAGACGGACAGCCCACGCACUGAACCUCGCCAUGCCUCUCCCUGCUUGUUUUGUUUCCUUUCAGGUCGCUCACCCAGCGAUGAGAAUGGUGGCAGACCAGAGGUGGCGGCUGGAGCACAGAAAGUAGAAAAACAGCGACGGCACCACGUCACGAUUGGCCAAGAAAGCAACAGCCAGCAUGGUGAAACCCAAACCGCUGACUCGGCACAGGCAGCAAAGGGGUGCACUUCACGCGCAUCCCACUGCGCGAUGAUUCGUUCGUUCUUUGGUCAGUCACCUGAGGAUCGUUCGAAGCACGAUGAGAAACCGGACGGCCCAGUCGCGCUUCCGGGACCGGAUUUUCUCUCGCAAUAUCGCUGCUGACAUGCGAGUCUGGCAUUUGGAAACGUGACGCCUCACGUUUCUGCACGAUUCUUGUUUGUUGAUCGUCCCUAUGUACCUGCAGGUCUCUGAUUCUCGCCAGGAGGACGUUCUCCUUGGGGUCUUCCCGCUGCAGCUCGCCUGGAUCCACCAUCAUCAACUCAUUCAAACACCUACCACACACACCGCACAAAUGCACAAUGCACAAACUACCAUCCAUCGUCUCUCCCCGUCAUCGCUCCGUGUCCGACGCACCUCUGUAGGUCUUUCAUCUCGAAGUAUUCCUGUGGCUUCCUCUGGAGCACAUCAAAUUCCCACAGGGGCGUGUCUCCGACUUCGGUGCCAGCCUCACUCGCCAGCUCGGCGUCAGGGUGCACAUAAUGCAGCGACGUGUCAGGACCGUACCCAAAUGACGGGGGCGGCGUCACCUCGAUAACCUCUGGCUGCCCCUCUGCCUCAGAUAUCCCCGUCCGGAGCGUCUCGGCCGUCGGCCGCACUCGCACUGAGGGGAACCAAAGCGCGUCUGUCCGGUGUGCUGAGUGGUGUGCUCUUGGGUCUCCUCACCGCCUUUUGUGGUCAGUUGUGAGACAUCGGUCUUGAGUCGUUUAGCUUUGCUGCGCUCGAGCGGAACGAGGCCCUUCUUCUGCGGCACGGAGAUCUUGGGGAGCGUCUGGGGAUCCGUCCAGACGCGCUGGAACUCGGGAGCGGUGUACCACUGCUGACGCAAGGCCUUCACAGAGGGACGGAGGGAAAGAAGAGAAAGGACCGACGCAUCUAUCGAUCGAGCUCUGUUUUGUCUUACCUUCCAUAUUUUGCAUCGUUCGUCGGGUGUGAAUGUGACCCCCUUUGGCAUGCAGCUCCCCACCAGCUCCAGGAUGGUGUUGGCCUCCAGGUCGUCGAUGCGUUUGUACUUGGGAAUGGACUGCAGGCCGGCUUGAGCAAAGUGGCGGUAGAGGUGGGAGAGGCCGAGAUCGCUGAGGAUGACGCGCAUCGAGAUGGUGGGCACCUUCCUUUUGGGGCCCUCCCCCUCAGUCUGACUCAUCUCUGUAAGGAAGACACGCAGACAGACAAAUGAGUACGUGGACAGCUUCCGCUGGCACCAGCCAAACAUGUUUUCGCUCUACCUUUCUCCUCUUCUCCCAUUGGCCGAUAAACUCUCGUCGCAGCCUCCUGUCCCUGAUAAGCAAAGCCCCAUGUCGGCCACGCCGCAGGCUGAUCCUUUGGCAAUGCUGCUGCACCAGUGGGAAGUUGCCCCUUCUCCUCGUCUACAUCUGCAGGCCCUUGCUCCAGGCCCCUCCCAGACCGGCCGCUGAUGUUAAGCAGGGGAAGCCGGAAUGAUGUGCGUUUCCUUGACGAAGACUGAGACUGCCCUUGAGACGACGCCAUCGUGCUCCAGGCCCUGUCAGUGGCCUGGUCACGGAAGCUUUGCAAAUGGCGCUGUAGUAGCGAGAUGCUUUGUUCACCAAGUCCCCUUUCUCUUCGGGACUCGCGAAGCUUGCUGAGCGUGGCACGCUC